Adineta ricciae is the source of this 810-nucleotide messenger RNA. The record is from the annotation of a GenBank genome assembly. NCBI's taxonomy places the organism in Eukaryota, Metazoa, Rotifera, Eurotatoria, Adinetida, Adinetidae.
AUGAUUACUCGGGAGAGGUCUCGGUGGUUGAAUCGACCGAGAGAUGUCGGAGCCAAUUUAGUCUGUAUGAUUCAAUUCGAACUUUGCCGAUCAUUAGCAACGAAUAAUCUAACAAGUAUUGAACAAGAUUGUACACAAAUGUGGAAGGAUAUAACUAUUCUAUCGUCCAACAAUGGCGGGGUCAAAAUGAUUGGUCUUAUCAUUUUCAUGGAACACAGUUAUUGCCCGGUGCCUACGGGAAAGACUGGGCACAAAAUUAUCUUUGCGUUGAUUGUAUGUAGUCAUCAGACAACAUAUGCCAUCGAUGAACAGCAAUUAUUGGUAUUCGUGCAGCUUAUUACUAAAGCUGACAUAAUUCUUUCCAAUGAUACGAAAGUACAAAUAUUAAACUUAGCCAAUCGUCGUGAAGAUAAAAAAGCAGAACAUAGUGGUCAAGGUGUGCUUAAUUUAUACACAAGUCAAACUUAUGAUUACGACAAUAUUUUUCCACUUCUCAAUUGGAAAGCGCUGAAUGCAAUGAUGAAUACAAUAACACAUAAUCUGACUGCUACACGAUCAUGGCACUUUUAUGAUGACGUAAUAAUCGCAUUGGCUACAGACCUUACAUUGAUAACGCAAACAACAGGAUGGACAAUCUUGGCGAAUCGUUUGCUUCCCAUUGGACAAAUAACUGUUGGUUUCUUUAAUGAGACUACUGUUAAACUUUCUGAUGGUAACUAUUCGUUUCCUUUUGUUAAAGGAAGAACAUCCAAUAUUCAAUGGAUACAUAUAGGUCAUUCGAAUAUAGGUUACCUUCUGCAUUCACAGUGA